This is a messenger RNA of Adineta steineri, 2772 nucleotides long. The record is from the annotation of a GenBank genome assembly. Lineage: Eukaryota; Metazoa; Rotifera; Eurotatoria; Adinetida; Adinetidae.
AUGGCUACAUUAACGCAGCUACAAUCUGCUACGCAAAAUUCUACAACCGAAACAAUAACACAAAACCGUUUUCCUCUUGUACAUGUUUUAACAUCAAAACCAGAAGAUAAUGUAGAUAAGAAACAAGAACCAUUCGAUUUCGAAAAAACUAUUAAAUUUCUAAUCGAUCCUCAUGCAUCACAUCUACUCGAUCGACGAAUUCGUCAAUGUCAAAAAUUAUGUCGAUAUUACAAAAAUGGAUAUAUUCUCAAGGAUUUACAUUAUCUUAUGAAAAUUUUCAAUAUACUCGCCGAUCUUUGUCAAGAUCAACCAAAUUAUAUUGAUCCAUUUAUAGAAAUUUUACAAAAUUGUUCAAAACCAUUUCUAUUAGAUAAAUCAACAGAUGCAGAAAUUUAUUCAACAGCACUUACAGCUUUCUAUUCAGAUUUUGGAUAUUUACUUCGUAUACCAAUAAAACGUAUUCAAAAAUGUAUACUUGAAACACUUUAUAAAUCAAUUCAAUCAUCAAAUAAAUCACCAUUACCAUCUAAUAAUUAUGAUGGAUUAAAACCAGCUACAAUGGAUUAUCUUCUGAGUAUUCAAUGUAAUAGUGAUCUUUGUGAAACACUUGUGAAAACACUUUCUCUUGUCGAAGAAGAUUUAUCCUUACGUAUGUUAAUUGUAAAAUUAUUACAAAGUUUUUCAUCAAAAUCAACUGAAUGUAUAGCAAAAAUGUUAACACAUGAUUGUGUCAAUCGUUUAGUAUUGAAAAUAAAUGAUACUGAUUCAACUGGAGAAUUUUUAUUUCGUACAAUUGAAACACUUUGGAAUAUACUUGAACAUGGUGAUGAAGAACAAAUAAGUGAUCAGCUUAAUUCUCGUGUUACCAUUAGUCUUUUACAAGAAGCAUUUCUUGGUCAAGUAACUCAAUCUCAUAGUCAAUAUCAUCGUCAAUUAAGAAAUGAUAUUCUUGUUGUUUGUUCUCUUAUUAUUGGUCUUAAACCAGAUGCUCCAUUUGUUGAAACUGGUUUUGCUAAACAAUUACUUUUAUUUGCUUCAUAUCCAGAAUUACGAAGCAAUAGUCCAUUAGUAAAAAAUUUUAAAUUAACAGCAGCACAAGAAGAUUUUGAAUUUAAAAAAUUACUUUUUAAUACAGUUGUUGUACUUAGUAGAAAUCCUGUUAUGAAUGAAUUAAUGAUUGAUAGUCGAGUAUUACUUGCUUUUCUAUCCUAUAUUGAACCAUUACCAAGAAAAGCUCAACCAGGAAAUAAUUUUGAAUGGUCAUUAGCUCAAAUUGAAGAACUUCAAUUACAUGCAAUUGCAGCGCUUUCAAUUCUAUUACCACGAUCAUUAAAUGAAUAUUUUGAAUAUCAUGUUGGUACAAGAUUAUUAUUAUUCUAUGAAUGGACAAUAAAUGAUGAUGAAUUUCAAAGUCAAGGAAAUAGUUUUUUUGGAAAAGGUGGUCGAAAUAAUAAACGAUCACAAUUAAGAUAUGUUCUUCGAUUAUUUCGUAGUAUUGUAUCAACAAGAGAUGAACGUAUACAACUUGAUUUAUCUGAUCAAGGAAUUAUUCCAUCAAUUACAGGAUAUUUAAGACGUAUAUCACAACAAAAAACAAUUCAUAUGGAUUAUGUGGAUUUAGAUGUUAUUUGUGAUGGAUUGUUUAUUUUAAGUUGUCUAUGUGAAUUAGAUGUUCAUAGAAAAGAAAUUUUCGGUUCUGAAGGUAUUGAAAUGUUAAUUCAAUUACUUGUCGUUGAAUCUGCAUAUGUUUGUGGUGGUCUUGGUUAUCAUCGUUUACUUGUUGCUGCUAUUGAUUGUGUAUGGUGUUGUGUUGUUGGUAGUGUUAUCAAUGAAGAUGAAUUUAUUCAAAAACAAGGCAUUUUUGCUUUACUUGAUCUUAUUGCAACUAACCCAAAAUCAUUACAAAAUAUUGUUCUUGGUUGUGUAUUAGAUCUAACAGAAAAUAGCAAAUGUCUUCAUUUUCUUAUGGCAUGGCAAGGACAUAAACAACAACAAUUUACACAUGUUCUUUGUGAAUUAUGGCGAGAUGAAGAACGUGAAAUUUAUGUAUCUCGAACAGAAAAAGGCGUUAUUCAUGAUCAUACAAAACCAUUAAUGGGUAUUCUUCAACAAACAGUUCCAAUAACACCACUUGGACGUUUAGAGCCAUCACGAUCAAUAUUAGAUUUAAUUGAUAAUAUGAGAUCGAAAAUCUAUGGAUUUUUUUGUAAAUUAGGUUUUACUGAUUUACCUGGUUUACAUGAAGAAGAUUAUGUAACAUUAUGUAUUAUUGAAAAUUUUCUUGAUUUUAAAAUGGGUGAAGUAUGGCAAGAAAUUGUUGCUGAACUUGAUAUGGAAGGCGUGAAAUUAGUUGCACCUGAUAAUGAAGCGGCAGAUACAAUUUUACGCGCAACAGAAGAACGUGGAUUAGCUGUUGCUGCAACACAAAAUUAUAUUCUUGAGGAAUAUCAUAAACAAGAUUUACAAUAUGAAAAAGCAUUUUAUGAUGAUUUAAUACGAAAUCAUAUUUAUAAAGAAAAACGGACUGAACAAUGGAAAUCAUUUGUUUUACGAACAUCAAAAUAUCCAUUACUUAUGGCUGCGAAAGAUUAUCAAAAUCAAGCUGUUCGUCAAUCACGACCAGAAGAAAAAGAUUAUUCAGAUUAUCAUACUGUUCAUAAUCUAGAAAUUCCAAAUCUAUCAAUAACAGCAUUUGCUGGACCAUUUUUACAAAUUGAGAGUACACCUAUUGAAUUAUUAAAUAAACAGCGACAAGUCGAAUUAACAUCAUAA